This is a messenger RNA of Vollenhovia emeryi, 966 nucleotides long. RefSeq lists its product as uncharacterized. The record is from RefSeq and is a predicted model, not a curated record. Gene Ontology annotation, molecular function: catalytic activity. Bases 1 to 966 code for a protein of 321 amino acids. NCBI's taxonomy places the organism in Eukaryota, Metazoa, Arthropoda, Insecta, Hymenoptera, Formicidae. The transcript has a single exon.
AUGGCUGAGCGUGGUUGCGGGUUGGCAGUCAUCGCGGAGCCACUCAAAGGUCCGAAACAUCCCUGCUGGCUUUACAGCAAGAAUGGGAGAGUGGCUCUGCAUUGGAGGAGAACCGCAGAAAAGAGCACUCCGUGCUCGAACGCGAAAACGGGCAAUGGAUGGGCGAGCAUCAAAUGGGGUGGAAUCACGAUUGUAGGCGUCUACCUCAGCCCCAAUCUGGCCCGAGUGGAAGUGGAAGACCGGUUGGAAGAACUGGAGACCUUUGUCAGGGGACUCCUUCCGGGCCCGGUCCUCGUCGCCGGGGACUUCAAUGCGAAGUCAACGCUUUGGGGUUCCCGGCGGCGAGACGUGAAGGGAGGGGAGGUGGAGGACUGGGCGGCACGCUUGGACCUCCACCUCCUAAACACGGGUACUACUAGCACCUGUGUGAGGCCGCAGGGGGAGUCCAUCGUCGAUCUGACAUGGGCUUCCCCGGCGGCGGCAGGUAUGGUGAAGAACUGGCGGGUGGCGGAGGAGUAUGAGCUCCUCUCCGACCACCUGCCGAUAGAAUAUGAGUUCGCCAGGCCGGACCAACGAGGCGAAGAGAGACCGGGUCGUCCAUUAAGGUGGUCAAUAAAGAAAAUGGACCCGGACAAGCUGCUGGCGUCCCUGAUGGCGGAAACGUGGGCGCCCUCACCACAGGAGGCCAGCAUAGAGGAGCAGGCGAGAUGGUUGCGGGAAGUGAUGACCCGUGCCUGCGAUUUCGCCAUGCCGCGCGCCGCCUUCAGGGCGAAUAGGAGAGUCUACUGGUGGUCCGAGGAAAUCUCGGACCUCAGGAAGGCCGCAGUCAAGGCGAUAAGGAGCGUCCUGAGGGCGAGGAGCAGAGCCGGAACCUCAAGAAGGGAGCUAGAGGCCCUAUUGGAAAUCAAUAGGACCAAGAGGAGGGAACUCAGGGCCGCCAUAAGAAAGGCGAAAGAGAAAGCCUAG